Messenger RNA from Chrysochloris asiatica (Cape golden mole), 198 nucleotides. Its product is annotated as cyclin-dependent kinase inhibitor 2A, isoform 4-like. Gene Ontology annotation, biological process: regulation of cell cycle; negative regulation of cell population proliferation; apoptotic process. Lineage: Eukaryota; Metazoa; Chordata; Mammalia; Afrosoricida; Chrysochloridae. The transcript has 2 exons. Bases 1 to 198 code for a protein of 65 amino acids. The record is from RefSeq and is a predicted model, not a curated record.
AUGGUACGCAGGUUCUUGGUGACCGUCCGGAUCCGCCGCCGGAACGCCCCGCCGCGAGUGAGGAGAUUCGUGGUGGACAUAGCCAGACCCGCGAGCGAGUGGGGAGAUUCGUGGCCGCCCUUGGCCCUCUUGCUGAGAUUUGUGAGGGACCAGCUGAGAAUGCUUCGUAGAAGACGAGGUUUUAAGAAUGACAUGUAA